AUGGCAGAACUUAAAUUAACUCUUCCUAUUCGUGAAGUUCUUGGCUCACUUAUAAAAAAUUCCAAAGAGAGAAAACUUAACAAAAAAACACCGAACGCAUUUAUCCUUUUUCGAAAAGUAUGUACUCAAGAGUUAAGUUUACGAAAUUGCCACAUGAAGGCAAACGAGAUCUCAAAACUUUCUUCUGAAUAUUGGAAAAUUCUUCCCGACGUCAUCAAAUAUGAAUUUAAGCAAAUUUCGGAAGAGCUUAGGGAUAAUGCUCUGAAUAAAACUUCAUCAAAAAAAAUAAAAACAUCUAAAUAUAAAUUUAAGUCCGAAACUCCAAAUUCAUUCUAUCGAAAAACAACAAUGAGAACAUUCUCGAAUUCCAAGUCUAGAUCCGAGGAUUCAAACCACAGCAAUAACUCUAAGAAUCCGGUUAUCAAUAACGACACAGUCAAAGAUGUUUCAAAAAGCGAAAUUAUGGAAAAUCUUUCAGCUAGUUUGGAUAGUUCAGAGAUAAACGCAGAAAUUAUGCCAGAACUUCCUUUUUUGCAGGAAUUAGAAUUAACAUGGCAACAAAGCUUGACAUCAAUCCCACCUUUUAACGACGUCCUUGACGAAGGAUGCCAAUCCUUCCUUCAUAAGUUGGAAUAUAAUAUGAGUUUAGACCAAUCAGAUAUUAAUGAUAAUAAUUUAUACCACGAUUAUGAAGAUCAGUUAUUGGAACUCUUAUACCAACCAAACUUAACGGCUAUUGGGGAAAGUCAAUUCUUACCUUACACGUUUGGAAAUAAUAUGGAUCUAGAUCAAUUUUAUUACAUGUAUUACUAUCAUUAG
Ambispora leptoticha is the source of this 819-nucleotide messenger RNA. The record is from the annotation of a GenBank genome assembly. NCBI's taxonomy places the organism in Eukaryota, Fungi, Glomeromycota, Glomeromycetes, Archaeosporales, Ambisporaceae.